AUUUUAUUUAUUUACCUUGAAAGAAAGCUCCCAGCCAGCGCGUCUCCCGCGCAGCAUCAAACCAAAAGCCCGACUCUAGGUACCUCCCUCCCUGCAGCCCAUGUGGGAGGAGCCUGUUUCCUAAAGAACGAAGUGUAUAACACUCUGCAGCCAGCCACAAUGUGUGUCAGAGGACUGUCUUUGCUCCCGAAGUAGAUGACUGCUCCAAAUCUGGUGUCUGUAUUACUGACUGCGAGAUACGAGAAAAAUUGGUUCACACAUUAUCAUCCCAAGUCAGGACGAGGUUUUUCGAUUGGGGGAUAGAAUGCCGGCGAUCAUGAGUAAAAACUCCGAUUUGGAGUUUGACUCCUUACAACCAUGUUUCUACCCGGAUGAGGACGACUUCUACUUCUGUGGUCCUGACUCUGCGCCACCGGGGGAGGACAUCUGGAAGAAAUUCGAGUUGCUGCCCACUCCGCCCCUCUCUCCGAGCCGCGCCGCGCUACCGGGAGAGCCGGCUGCUGCCUCCCCGGAAGCAGACCCCCUUGGCUUCGGCUUAGGGGACCCUCUGGAUUGGGCGUCCGAGCUGCUGCUCCUGCCCGAGGACGAUAUAUGGGGAGCAUCCGACGAUGGGGACCUAUUCGGUUCCGCUUUGGAUACAAACCCCAACAGCAUCAUUAUACAGGACUGUAUGUGGAGUGGGUUCUCUGCCAGGGAAAAGCUGGAGCGGGUGGUAACAGAGAAACUGGGUAAAGCUAUUUCCACAGCCACAGCAGGAGGAAGGAACGUGUGCGUCAAAGCGCCGGAGGUGGUCAGCCGCAACUCGGUAUCAGAAUGUGUGGACCCCACUGUAGUGUUCCCCUUCCCGGUCAACAAGAACAACUGCAGCAGGGACGCAACUGGGACCAUUAACACAUCCACAAUUCACGGGGACGCGCAAAGUGACUCCGAUGAGGACGACGAAGAGGAAGACGAUGAAGAUGAGGAGGAAGAGGAAGAAGAGGAGGAGGAGGAGGAGGAGGAGGAGGAAGAGGAGGAGGAAGAGAUUGAUGUUGUAACAGUAGAGAAGAGACGCUCCACAAUCAGCAAGGCAUCCCCCAUGGCUACAGGCACGGUCACCAUCUCUGUACAUCCCAAAAGUCAAGAUGGGAGAGGAAUUGUCUCAGGGUCCGGCGUGAUGAGUCGGUUCGUCAGCCGAGCUCCUCAGGAGCUCAUCCUAAAGAGGAGUUCAGUCCACCAGCAGCAACACAACUACGCAGCCCCCUCACCGUAUGCCUCAGAUGAUGACCCAAUCCCACCUCCAAAGAAGCAGAAGAUAGCAGAUGCACCACGCCCUCCUACCAGAACAACCUCUUCAUCCUCCUCAUCCUCCUCCUCAUCCUGCAUCUCAGUAACCGGCACAUCAGGGGCGCGCAGCAAGCGCAGCACCAGCGGGGACAGCAGUCCACGUGGCAGCUCCGACUCUGAGGACAGUGAGCGCAGACGCAACCACAACAUCCUGGAGCGCCAGCGCCGCAAUGACCUACGCUCCAGCUUCCUGACUCUGCGUGACCACGUGCCAGAGCUGGCACACAAUGAGAAGGCAGCAAAGGUGCUGAUCCUGAAGAAGGCCACCGAGUAUGUGAGCUCACUAGAAACAGAAGAGAUGAGGCUCCAGCAGGAGAAGGACAGGCUCCAGGCCCGCAGGCAACAGCUGAUGCGCCGGCUAGAGCAGGCGAGGACUCGCUAACAGACAACCGCUUCAACACAGAAACACUCUCAUAUACCCUUGACUGACCCUCCUUGUGCCCCCAACUCCUCUGCCUCAACUGAAUCUUAAACAGGAUUAGAUGCACACAUAGGCCUAGAGACUUAAGCACAGGCACAUGGGCCUGCAUAUCUAUUGUACACAUGCACAUACAAAAACAAAAUCUCAGAGGAUGUUCAUUUUAAGAUGCUUACAUACACCUGGAGGAGGGGAGGGGAGUGGGCGGAGGAGGUUACUGGAGGGAUGCUUGGACUUUCACUGCCGCCACUUUUUUUGCACAUUUGUUGACGUUAAGAAUGUUUAGGGUUUACUUUUUCAAUCCAGUCACAUCGAGGAACGAUAAAAAGAGAACAGAAUGAGGAAAGAGACACUUUUUAGUCUUUACCUUCCUCUAAUUUUUAUAUAAUUUCUAUUUGUAUUUUUUCUUCUUCUUUUUUUUUUUGUACUCACUGUGACACCAGCCUGGAAUCUGUUGAUUUCACAAAGGGGCGGGUGUUAGAGGGCACUUUGCUUGGAGAGUUCAUGUACAAGAAGCAGUGCACACUUACUUUGCCUUCACAACUGCAAAUCUCAAAAGACUAUAAUGACUGAGGCGUUAAGGGACACAUAAACAAAGCCACUACAGGUUCUCUUUCUCUCACUCCUCUCACACUGGUGCUCAAACCAAGUCAGUGGAUGUAUAACUGUGCACCUUGCUAGCCGACACUUUUGUAUAUAACAAUAGUGUACAGACAAAAUACACUCAGAUCUGCCUUGUUUUAUAACACUUUGUCCUUGGUUUUUUAUAUAUAUACAAGUCAGGAAGCUGCCAAUUACUAGACUGGAAGUUUAUAUACAUUUUAAAGUACUGUAAGGCCUCAAUUUAUGAGAGUCAUUUGUAAUAUAACAACAUAUUGUUUUUUCUUCUUCUUCUUUUUCUUUGUAUUGUAUCAUAUUACUAAUUCUACACACCUUUAUGUUUUUAGUGUGAAUCUGAUACAUACUAAAUUUGAUACUUAUAUUUUCGUAUGAAAAUGAGUUCUUGGUAGAUAUCACUUUAUCUUGUCAUUUUCUCUAUCUCAAAUAAGUCUUUUGAACAACAAAUGUGCUCUAUCUUUAUGUACCUGGACUUUGUUUUCGUUUUUUUUCUCUUUUGUUUAUAUUUCCUCUAUUGUUUUUUUUCUUUAAUUUUUAAAAUGUACAUUUAGUGCUGCAACUCAUAGCACUUUGAAAUACCUCAUUUUGAAAAAUAAAUAGACAUCAUAAAAUCCUGA
Melanotaenia boesemani (Boeseman's rainbowfish) is the source of this 2979-nucleotide messenger RNA. RefSeq names its product MYCN proto-oncogene, bHLH transcription factor (gene mycn). The transcript has 3 exons. NCBI's taxonomy places the organism in Eukaryota, Metazoa, Chordata, Actinopteri, Atheriniformes, Melanotaeniidae. The record is from RefSeq and is a predicted model, not a curated record. Gene Ontology annotation, molecular function: protein dimerization activity; DNA-binding transcription factor activity, RNA polymerase II-specific; RNA polymerase II cis-regulatory region sequence-specific DNA binding. Gene Ontology annotation, biological process: regulation of transcription by RNA polymerase II. Bases 305 to 1708 code for a protein of 467 amino acids.